AUGAUGCAGGUUUUCCCGAUUAUCAUUUCAGACCUGUGUGUGGGGCGCUCUGCGGAGGAACGGGACCAGAGGGAUAAAGAGGUUCGUGCCUUCCGCUACUAUGCGGUCUUCUACAAGUCCCUGCUGGCCGUGACCAAGCACACGCGGCUGACCCUCUCCAUCGCAAGGCAACAUGGCAUCUCGCUGGUUGCUGCACUGCACGCGGCUUUCCCGAAGCAGAAGUCGAGGUGGAACUUUGUGAAGCUCCACGAAGUCGUGCACCUCAUCGACGGCAUAUCCAUGAGGGGUUUGCCGCAUGAGUAUUCGACGGAGCUGUGGGAGCAUACCCACAAGGGCACAGUGAAAGGCCCCGUGCGCGGAAGCAACUGGAAAAACAUACCAAGGAGGAUUGUGGAGGAGGAGACACAACGCGAGAUCAUAAGGGAGAUUGCGGCGCUGUCGGGUGGUGGGAGAACAUACUACACCGCAUUGCGAGAGGCUGUGCGCAAUAUGAAGCCCGCGCUGACCCGCACCAGCAAGGCCAUGUGUCUCAUGACGGAGGACGAUCCAAUGCGCACGCUGUACAGGGAGACGGUGGGGAGCGAGUUCGACAACAUGGCUUCUCACCCGCGCCCUUGUGCGCCCUACCCUACCUGCUCCGCGCUGUUGCUCUGCACGCGCGGUUGCCCGCGCCCUCGUGCGCUCUACCCUACCUGCUCCGCGCUGUUGCUCUGCACGCGCGGUUGCCCGCGCCCUCGUGCGCUCUACCCUACCUGCUCCGCGCUGUUGCUCUGCACGCGCGGUUGCCCGCGCCCUCGUGCGCUCUACCCUACCUGCUCCGCGCUGUUGCUCUGCACGCGCGGUUGCCCGCGCCCUCGUGCGCUCUACCCUACCUGCUCCGCGCUGUUGCUCUGCACGCGCGGUUGCCCGCGCCCUCGUGCGCUCUACCCUACCUGCUCCGCGCUGUUGCUCUGCACGCGCGGUUGCCCGCGCCCUCGUGCGCUCUACCCUACCUGCUCCGCGCUGUUGCUCUGCACGCGCGGUUGCCCGCGCCCUCGUGCGCUCUACCCUACCUGCUCCGCGCUGUUGCUCUGCACGCGCGGUUGCCCGCGCCCUCGUGCGCUCUACCCUCCCUGCUCCGCGCUGUUGCUCUGCACGCGCGGGCGGUGA
This is a messenger RNA of Closterium sp. Yama58-4, 1149 nucleotides long. The record is from the annotation of a GenBank genome assembly. Lineage: Eukaryota; Viridiplantae; Streptophyta; Zygnematophyceae; Desmidiales; Closteriaceae.